Molecule: messenger RNA, 3689 nt
Organism: Saccoglossus kowalevskii
Lineage: Eukaryota; Metazoa; Hemichordata; Enteropneusta; Harrimaniidae
Biological process (GO): proteolysis
Molecular function (GO): zinc ion binding; metalloendopeptidase activity
Source: RefSeq, a predicted model, not a curated record
UGUCUUUACCAGUCAUGGAAGCAUUGUGGAAGAUAUGUUUUAUGUUCUUAGGAGCUCUGUUAGGAUCCACUGUGGCGGUCAGAAACUGUGACGUCAAAUUACCAGAUAAAUGUUACACUGUCCCAGACAAUUCGCUGGGAUGGUCAGAAGCCCGGAGCAAGUGUCAAGAACUUGGUGGUGACUUGGCUGUUCUUGAGAGUGAACACGUCCGUGAUGCGGUCAACGUACUUGCAAAAAGUGGUGCCAAACUGUGGAUUGGAUUACGUAAACCACACGGUAACGGGAGACCACUCUGGGUAGAAACAACCAUACCAUACAAAGAGAACAAAGCAUAUCCCUGGGCGCGAUCACCAUCUAGCGACGCUGAGUGUGUAAUGGGUGUAGGUAACAAUGAACAUGUCUUUGAAUGGCAGUUUUCGGAUUGCCGAAAUGCUGAAUCCUUUCUCUGUGAAGUUACAGAAUCAGACGAUGCGUUACAUAUAGUAAAAAGAAAAACCAAUAAAGCCAAAUCUACUAGACGGACCCAUAGAAACCCAUCCGUUGAUAAUAUUCUACGAAUCAAUCGCGAUUUGAAUUUAUUUCAAGGAGAUAUAAAGCUGACAGAAGAACAAGAAAGAAGACAUAGUGCAGGAAUGCCCAUCUUGUCCAAUCAUGAAAAAAGAGGCAUCACAACUAAUGACUACUUGUAUUGGCCUGGUAAUGUUGUUCAUUACGUAUUUGAUGAAGAAACUACCAGUGAAGGCAGCCCAAUUAGCGAAUUCGGGAGAGGAAUCAUACGGGAUGCAUUGGACGACCUUGAAGCAGAAACAUGUUUAACAUUCACAGAAGGCGUGGCAGACAAUUAUAUAAGUAUGUUCAAUGGCGGCGGAUGUUGGUCAUAUAUUGGGAAAAUUGGUGGAAAGCAGGAGUUGUCACUUUACGACGGAAACAGCGGGUCGUGCUGGUGGGAAGGAAUUAUACAACACGAAGUUCUUCACGCCUUGGGAUUUUUCCACGAACAAUCGCGUUACGAUCGAGAUGACUACAUUGAAAUCAAAUGGGACAAUAUAAAGUCUGGGACUGAGGGCAACUUUGCUAAGGAGUAUAACAUGAAUCUCCAAUCCACUAUGUACGAUUAUGGUUCACUUAUGCAUUAUGGUCUAUACGACUUCGCCAUAGAUCCUGCAUUACCAACGAUGGUUAUGCUUCAGGACUAUGACGGAGAAGUUGGUCAAAUUAAUGGUCUUAGUCUGACUGACAUAGUGGAGGUUAAUGGCAUAUACAGCUGUUAUGAAGGACCAGGAUGGUCAGAAUGGAGUGCCUGGUCAGACUGUACACAAACAUGUGGAGGCGGAUCUCAAGAUAGGUACAGAACGUGCGGGGAUGAGUCAUGUGAGGGUUCUAACAUAGACACCCGUACAUGUAUGAUAGUUGGUUGUCCACAGUUUACCGGUUACAUAUAUGACGGAUGCUGGAUACUCCCAGAAUCACUACCAUCAUUGGAAGGCACAGGUAACCCUCAUCUAGAUGGAGAAUAUGCAACACGAACCGACAAGGCCUUGAAAUGUGCUAGUGCUGCUACACACGUGGAAGAACUAUAUUUCGCGCUUGGUGAUGGUGGAGCAUGUUAUGCCUUUUCCGACUACGGACUGCUCACAUCCGCUGGCUCGUCCGAUGAGUGUGUUGAAGGACUUGGAACCGAAAACUCUAUCGACGUCUAUCAAUUACAAACUUUCACUUGUCCUUUCGGGAACCCUUACGAGUUCGAAGGUGAUAUGGUAUUUUGUGAAGUUCCCGAUGGAGGGCCCGUUGUACCGUUCCUUGAUUCCUGUCCUGGUGGGUAUUCCUGCACGCAUGUGAGUGGUGACACCGAUGACCCAAUAUCGGUAUGCUGCCCCAUACGUUACUGUGGAGACGUUUGCGGUGGAGUAAUUGAAGAGCGUUUAUGUUACUGUGAUAACUUAUGCCACUCAUGGGGGGAUUGUUGUCCUGAGUAUAUAGAUGAUUGUGCAGAAACCGCAAACUGCUAUGGCUCUGGUGAUCCUCACUACAAAACAUUCGAUGGCACCUACUAUGAUUACCAAGGUGAAUGUGAAUACAUUUUGAUGACCGAUGGAUGUAACGAUCAAUCAAAAUUUGCGGUGAUCGUGGACAACGAUUUAACUUCGCCUGGGUCAACUGUGACGUACACUAAACAAGCACGAAUUGAAGUUUAUGAUAUGGUAAUAGAGUUACUUCCAUUAAAAGAAGUGAAGAUUGAUGGUACCACGGUCUAUCCACCAAUCACGAUGAAUUACUUAACCAUAAAAGACGUUGGUUUGUAUCUGGUGGUUAAUAUUGGUUACGGUUUUCGUGUUUCUUGGGAUGGAUGGUCUGUGAUACGAGUUGACCUGGUUUCUGACUAUCUUGAAAAAGUGUGCGGUCUCUGUGGUUGGUUUAAUAACAAUCCAGAUGUUGACUUCGUCACGUCUGCUAUGGAGCUGACAUCUGACGUUUACGUGUUCGGCAACAGCUGGGAAACUAUUGAAGAGUGUAUACCAGAGGAAGGCGGAAGCGACAGUUACAGUGAUGUCACGGAUACAACUCGAAGAUUUGUAGAUGUUGGUCCCUGCGACUUAAACUCGCAAAAUGCAGAUCAGGCACUUGACAUAUGUACAUCACUGAUAGGAGCCUUACCAGAGUGUGCCGGUACACUGCCUCCAGAAGUGUUCAUUGACGCAUGUAAGAUGGAUCUAUGCGACUCACUUCCAGGAGACGAAGCCGGUGGUUGUGCCGUAUUGGCAAGUUAUGUUGCACUGUGCCAGAAUGAAGGAAUUGUGAUAAGCGAUUGGCGAUAUAAUACUGCAUGCGAAAUUGACUGUCCGGUGAACAUGAUAUACAAAACAUGUGGUCCGGCGUGCCCUGCAACCUGCGAUGAACCAAACCCUGUCGGAGAAUGUACAACGCAAUGUGUAGAGGGGUGCUUCUGUGAAGAUGGGCUAAUCUUCGACACAGGGGGUAUUUGUAUUCCACAAUCCAGUUGUGGAUGUUACAAGAAGGAAACACGAUAUUUGUUUGGUGAACAAUUACCCAAUGGUGAUACGUGUAAUUGCGAAUUUCCAGACACUGUAUGCAGUGGCUGUCAUUUCUAUGAGGUCCAUAUGGAUAAGGCUAACUGGGAAACGGCGAAAGCAAACUGUGAGGCAAAUAAUGGUCGGUUAGCUAAACUGAAUACGAAAGCUAUAUGGAAUCUGGUGCGGAGAUUUAUUAUGGAUAAUGGAUAUAGUAACGUACUGAAAGGAUUCUGGUUUGGGCUCGAUGAUAUUAUUACUGAAGGGCAAUUCGUCUGGUCAGAUGGAACGCCACUAUUACCGGGUGAUUUCACAAAGUGGGCACGAAAUCAACCGUCAAGUAAACCACUGAAAGCUGCCGUUCAAGACUGCGUACAAAUGUGGGAUAGAAGAGGAUUGAAAUGGGAUGAUGAUAAGUGCGUUAAAGAGAAGGGAUAUAUAUGCGAGUACGAUAAUGCUUGCUUUGAGCCGUAAGUGAAAACGCUGACAUAGUGGUAGUGGUCUUACAAAUGAAGAAUGGCAAUACAAAAUGCGCUAUAUAACGAUAUUUUAAGACAGUUUAUAUUGUGUUUGUUUGUUUGUUAUUUGUUUAUUUCAUUACUCACUUAUAUCGAUUUAGACGUACACAAAAAAAAAUAAACCAUGACAUAGCAAUCAACA